This is a messenger RNA of Populus euphratica (Euphrates poplar), 1241 nucleotides long. Its product is annotated as protein IQ-DOMAIN 1-like. NCBI's taxonomy places the organism in Eukaryota, Viridiplantae, Streptophyta, Magnoliopsida, Malpighiales, Salicaceae. The transcript is spliced from 6 exons. Bases 109 to 1020 code for a protein of 303 amino acids. The record is from RefSeq and is a predicted model, not a curated record.
CUCCAUCUUCUCAAACCACAAGCCAAAACAACAAGCCUGCGUUGCUCCUCUUUCUGAACCACGAACAAAAGCAUGGGCUGUUUCUUCUCUGCAAGCUGAUCUACACCAAUGGGUUCAGGAUACUGGUUAAAGUCGAUUAUAAGCCUGAGAAAAGCGAAGAGAGAUGGAUCGAAGAAAGUAAAGGUACAUUCAGCUAUUGAAAAAGCAAAGGAGUCAAAGGAGAGUCCACCCACAAAUGGAGAAUCGAGUAGUUUCGCCCAUGCUGAUUUGCAGAGCAGUCAUGCUGUUCCUGGAUUGUCUGCUGAAUAUAUAGCUGCCGUCAGGAUUCAACAGGCUUUUCGGGCAUACAAGGCAAGAAAGGCAGUGCAUCGUCUUAAGGGAGCUGUGAGAUUUAAUGUACUAAUCCAUGGUCAAGAUACUCAAAAGCAAGCAUCAAGCACGUUGAGCCAUAUACAUUCAUGGAGCAAUAUACAGACCCAGAUAAGAGCUCGCCGACACCAUCUGGUUGCAGAAGGCCGUAUUAAGCAAAAGAAAUUGGAAAACCAGUUGAAACUUGACGCCAAACUUCAAGAGUUAGAGGUGGAGUGGUGCGGUGGCUCCGAUACCAUGGAGGAGAUUCUUUCCAGGAUCCAACAAAGAGAAGAAGCAGCAGUAAAGCGUGAACGAGCCAUGGCAUAUGCCUUCUCUCACCAGUGGAGAGCCAAUCCUACACAAUAUCUAGGCCAGGCAUAUUACAUUCUUGGCAAAGAAAACUGGGGUUGGAGCUGGAAGGAGCGCUGGGUUGCUGCGCGGCCAUGGGAAGUUCGAGUUCAUGCUGAGCCUAGUAACCUCAAGAAAGUUCAUUCCAGACAAGGGAGCAAAACGGAGAUUAAAAUACCAGUACUGCCAACGAAACCUGCUCUGUCAAACGGGAAGGUGAAUGCUAAAGCCAAAAGGUUGUCCAGCCCAGCCAUGGAUUAUCAAGCAACCCAGGAUGCCAGUUCUACUGCCGGCUCAUCUCAUUUGUUGAUUCAAAGUUGAGUUAAUUAAGUAUAAUUUAGCAAAUCAUUUACUUGCAAGCUUGUACACGCUCCUUGAUCCUGUGUUUUUGUUUUGUUUAUUGUGGGGUUGGUGUGAGAUUUGCGUGCAGUGUGUGAAAAGAUGGUAACAGACAGAAAAAUGUUUUCAUGUUUAUUGUGAGAUUUGGUUUAGUGUCCGGGUCAAAUCAUUUUUUUUAUAUAUAAAAAAGUAUUUAAAUGUUG